UCUAGAACUUCUUGUCUGUUAAGAUUGUCUGAAUUUGCUGAAUAUAUCUUCUAAGUCACAAUCAACUGAUACUUUGUUCAAACGCAAACUGCUUCUGCUUGAAAAGAUGAUUGAAUGUCUUGGUAAAUUCUUGAUUUUGCUAUAUUGCAUUGUACACGCGUCUUGCAAAGACAGGUCAAGCUACUUGAGGUAUCUUGAUGUUCAGGGAUACAAGUGUUCAGAUCGCCAAAUAUGUGAGGUUCCUGGCCGUAGCGAUGUAGGGGAUUGUGCAAGUGAGUGUAGCACACGAGAGUCUUGCAUGCUCUUCUCCUACAACAGGGUGUCCGGGCUGUGUCAGAUACACAGUCAGAUACUGUCCCUCGGUAGUAGUAACUGCACACAAGACGAGAACACGGACCACUACAUAAAUGAUUAUGUGUCUCCUAGCAACACAUUACCGAUGGUAGCCCGUGAGUCUGUGGGUGUCAGGGAACGCAGCUAUUUUGGCAAUAGCGCUCUCAUGAGAAUCAUGAAGGAAGGGGAGAUAAUUCAGUGGCAGUUCUACUCUGUUGCUGAAGGCGGUGCAAUGCUUCAAGUCUGGAGGCCACGGAGCGAUCUGGAAAAUGGCCAAUAUGAGUUUGUUGGGCAAAACUUCCUAAAGAGCGAAAUAAUUGGAGAGCCAGAUAAUCUGAAUGUACCUGAGCACGAGCGGAUACAGGUGCAAUCUGGAGACGUGAUUGGCAUCUACUACGACGACCCGGCCGCCGGUAUCACCUACAGUGACUGCAAUGCCACAGAAUCCCCUGACGCAGCUGGGAUGUCCUGGCUCGAGAGGGAAGUGGAUGAAGCGUCAUUCUUUGUGCCUGGGUCGAUUUAUACCCAGACAACUCAAGACAAUUGCCAAAUAUUUUCACUUAAAGCGAUGGUUGGACCAAAGCGAACCCAGAUUUUAAGCCAAGUGAACUCCUCACCAAUAAAGAGUCGCAGCUCUGUCGGGAGUUCGAAGAGGGUCUACAUCGGCCUGAAUGACAAUUUCAAGAUACGUGUUGAUGGACGCCUCUCGAUCUGGAAGUUCUACUCCAAGAUUGCUGGUUCCCUAGCACUGCAGGUCUGGCGACUAAUACAAGGCGAAAAAACACAGCAGAUCAGCUUCGUUGGUCAAAAUAUUUUGACGAGUGUCUCCAACGCCCCUCAAGAUGUCUACGUGGACGAGGCAGAUCGCAUACAGGUGAAGGCUGGGGACUACAUCGCCGUGUAUUACGGGGUAAGCAAAGGGGGCCUGUGUUACGACGAUUGUGACGAAGAAAUCAACCCAGAGUCUGAUCAAGUUGGUUAUUCCCUCGACCAGGUCGACUCUCCAGAAGAGUUUUACGAAGGUAAAGUAAUGGACUUGAUAAUUCCGCUCUACAACUGUAGAGUAUUCUCUCUAACAGCCUUCAUCCAACCCACCGCCAGUUAAUUAUUUGAUAUAUCUGAGGAUGACCCAUGGUUCGAGGAAGCGCUCACGCGUCUAUCAGACCUCGUCCUGCUGCUAAUAUAUAGUCUUUGUCAGGCGAGAGGAAGCGCUCACACGUCCAUCAGACCUCGUCCUGCUGCUAAUAUAUAUUCUUUGUCAGGCGAGAGGAAGCAGCAAGCACCUUCUUCACACAUAACAUGUCACCACUUU
Messenger RNA from Haliotis rufescens (red abalone), 1645 nucleotides. RefSeq lists its product as uncharacterized. NCBI's taxonomy places the organism in Eukaryota, Metazoa, Mollusca, Gastropoda, Lepetellida, Haliotidae. Bases 107 to 1438 code for a protein of 443 amino acids. The transcript is spliced from 7 exons. The record is from RefSeq and is a predicted model, not a curated record.